Melanotaenia boesemani (Boeseman's rainbowfish) is the source of this 4570-nucleotide messenger RNA. It is a transcript of the gene gtpbp2b, whose product is annotated as GTP binding protein 2b. Gene Ontology annotation, biological process: translational elongation. The record is from RefSeq and is a predicted model, not a curated record. Lineage: Eukaryota; Metazoa; Chordata; Actinopteri; Atheriniformes; Melanotaeniidae. Gene Ontology annotation, molecular function: GTPase activity; GTP binding; translation elongation factor activity. The transcript is spliced from 12 exons. The coding region runs from base 195 to 2063 and encodes 622 amino acids.
AUGAAAUCCAUCAAAUCUGACCAAACAGCCAUGGUGAUGCUGAGGAAAGAGAGAGCAUCUUCUGCAGCAGGUUUCUACAUAGACAGGCCGUCUCUUGUAAUAAUGUGAUAUUAAACAUUAUUACAACUAUUAUUAUAAUUAUAUAUGAUUUAGGUAGUGUUAGUUAUCUAGUUUUUGACGUCCUGAGCUCAGCGAUGGUGGAUUUGUCCAGUGGUGCUGCAGUGUCGCCUGGACGGAGCAGACAUGGACAGGGAUCCGGUUCAAGCAAUAAUGUCAAAAAAACGUCAAAGAAGAUGCGAACAAGAAGAGGCAAAAGAGGCCGAAGAAGGAGAAAUAAAAAGAGCCGGAACAACAAAACGCCACCGCCGUUUUUACCGCCGGAGGCUGAAGAAGGGAACAUUGAAUAUAAGCUGAAGCUGGUCAACCCUACUCAGUAUCGCUUCGAGCAUCUGGCCACGCAGCUGAAGUGGCGCCUGCAGGAGGGCCGCGGCGAAGCCGUCUACCAGAUCGGAGUGGAAGACAAUGGCCUGCUGGUGGGCCUGACCGAGGCCGACAUGAAGGCAUCGCUCAAGACCUUAAAAAGGAUGGCAGAGAAGGUUGGGGCUGACAUCACUCUACUCCGAGAGAGGGAGGUGGACUACGACCUGGACAGAAACACACGAAAAAUCGCAGAGGUCCUCGUACGAAAGGUUCCUGAUGAUCAGCAGUUCCUGGACCUGCGGGUGGCGGUGCUUGGAAAUGUGGACUCAGGGAAGUCGACCCUGUUGGGCGUACUGACCCAGGGCGAGCUGGACAACGGGCGAGGCCGAGCUCGCCUUAACCUUUUCAGACAUCUGCAUGAGAUCCAGACUGGACGCACUUCCAGCAUCAGCUUUGAGAUCCUGGGCUUCAACAGCAAAGGAGAGGUGGUGAACUACAGCGAGUCUCGGACAGCCGAGGAGAUCUGCGAGAGCUCGUCCAAGAUGAUAACGUUUAUCGACCUGGCAGGACACCACAAGUACCUGAAGACCACCAUCUUCGGGCUCACCAGCUACUGUCCAGACUUCGCCAUGCUGGUGGUGAGCGCCAACACUGGUAUAGCUGGUACGACUCGGGAGCACUUAGGCCUGGCCAUGGCACUGAAAGUUCCCAUCUUCAUUGUGGUCAGUAAAGUGGACCUGUGUUCUCGUGGCACCGUGGAGCGAGCGGUGCGGCAGCUGGAGCAGGUCCUGAAGCAGCCGGGCUGCAACAAGGUGCCCAUGGUGGUGUCCAGCCCCGACGACGCUGUGACGGCGGCGCAGCAGUUCACUCAGUCCACAUGUGUCACACCCAUCUUCACCUUGUCCAGUGUGUCUGGAGAGAGUCUGGACCUCCUGAAGGUUUUUCUCAACAUCCUCCCACCUCUGAGCAACAGUAAGGAACAGGAAGAGCUGAUGCAGCAGCUCACAGAGUUCCAGGUGGACGAGAUCUAUUCAGUUCCUGAUGUUGGGACUGUGGUGGGAGGAACUCUGUACAGUGGAGUGUGUAGGGAGGGCGAGCGGCUGGUGGUGGGUCCGACGGAUGAGGGCCGUUUCCUUCGUCUGAAGGUUGGGAGCAUCCAGAGGAACCGCUCGGCCUGCAGGGUUCUGAGGGCCGGACAGGCGGCCACGCUGGCUCUGGGAAACUUUGACCGCUCGCUGCUGCGCAAGGUCAGAGUUCACCUAAAGACGUGCAUGCGGGAGGGCAUGGUGAUGGUCAGCCCCAAGAUGAACCCGACCAUCUGCUGUCAGUUUGAAGCUGCCAUCGUCCUGCUUUUUCACGCCAAGACUUUCCGGCGGGGGUCACAGGUCACCGUCCACGUGGGUAACGUCCGGCAGACGGCCAUCGUGGAGUGCCUUCAUGGAAAGGACGAGCUGCGUACCGGCGAGCGGGCCGUCGUUCGCUUCCGCUUCAUCAAACACCCCGAGUACCUGCGUCUAGGUGCCAAGCUGCUCUUCAGGGAGGGCGUCACCAAAGGCAUCGGCCACGUGGCUCGUCUGCUGCCCCUCUCCCAGUACCACGACCAGAACCAGAACCAGAAUCACGACCAGAAUCGGGAGUAUUAAAGACCGUCAGAAGCUGAGUUCUGUGAAAACGGUCGUCCACGUUUCUCUGAUCGGUUUACUCCUGCCACUCUUCAGCGUAUUAAUCCGCCUUUCUGGAUCAAUGUUUUUCUCCUCAUCCAUGCCUGCUGUGUUCAGUUCAUCAUCAUCAUCCUCUUCUUCCUCAGCAGGCAUUCGUGAAGGCUGGAUGACCUCAGUGGACUUAAAGCUGGAGACUUAAUCUGAUGUUGUGCCACAGAUUGAUUCAGGAAGCUUCUUUUUUAUGGCUGCAGCUGUCAUGAGAAGACAGCUGGAUUAUUUUGGGGGGAUUGAGGAACAAUUUUAAAGCAGCAGAGGCCGACUCGUCCUCUGACGAGGAGAGGAAGAGUAAACAGGUCGCACGCUGCAGAACUCAGACUGCGUCUGGAAAUUUGGGAAGGCAGAUUAUCUUCAGAGGGAGAGGUUUUACUUCUGGUUGGUCUGAGCUGGAUUUCUUCCUUCGUUCUGCUGCUUGUGCUGUCACACAUUCCUGAUCCUGUAACUUCUUUCUUAUUAAUACUUUACUUUACUUCUAAACAUUACUCAUGAGGUUGUUUCCCAGCAGCUUGUGUUCUCACAUCAACAGCAGCUUUACGUGGCCGCAGGAACCAGAAUUUUCACCAAGACAUUAAACGCUCCUUUCAUGUCCUGCUGUUCGUUUGAGGAUAGAUCAAUUUAUUUAACUUGUGCACACUUCUUAAACAUUUUUAAUAAAUCUAAUUAAAAUGAUUUGUAUAGCACAAUUUAAAAACAGCUGAAGUUGAGCAAAAGGCUGAACAGUUUUCAGAAAUCGAGGCAAUAAAAAAGUUCAUGAAAAUUUUUCCAGACUGGAGGGGAAGUCGCAGCACAGCAGAUGCAGGGAACUGAUGAGAGAAAUUCCUUUGUGCUCAUUUCUUUUUCAUUCACACAGACAUGAAAGUUAAUAUUAGAUGAGGGGACAUUUUAAAAUCAGGAUUUAACAGAUAAUUCUCGCUGAUACUUUAUGACAGCAGGUUAACAUGCAUGUUAACGUGUUCCACUCGUAGUUUAUUACAGAGAAAUCAAAUAUACACUACCCGUCAAAAGUUUUAGACACUCCAGUUUUUUUAUUAAAGCUGUUCAGUCCAGUACAUAUUAAAGUUUCAGAGGUUAAAAAAGGUUUACCAAAACCUAAAAAUAAUGUUUCUGGGUGAUAGAAAGGGCAUUUUCAGGGAACAAGAAGUUAAAGCUGGAGGCGAGUGAAGCCUUGAACGUGUUGCUGGUUCAUAAAUGUGUCCCAAUGUUUGCUGCUGACUUCCAGCCCUGCUGUCUGCAUUAAGCCGAGGUAAAAACGCUGUAGUAUCAUAACCUUGGUAUUUAAAUAAAACUGCAGAAAGUAGUGCAUUAAUAUAAAAAAAAUCCAGGAAAAGUCUAUUAAAGGAAGAGAGACAGUUUAUAAAUGUAUUCAAUGAUUUCUUCAUUAUUUAUUUGUGCUGUUAUUUCAAAGCACAAGACUUUGAGCUGCUUUAAAAUUACCAUUAGGGUAUGAAAAGUUCUUGAAUUUCUUAAAAAUUGAGCUUUUCUAAAACUUCUGACUAGUAGUGUUGCAGCCAUGUGGCUGCAUCAUUAAAGCUGUACAACCAGCAGGGAUUAACAUGUCAUUGAGUUGCUAAUCCAGCAUGCUAACACAGCUAGCACAGCGAGAUAUUGUCAAGCUUCCACUCAUGAAGCCGGCUAUCUCUUUAAAUGACUUCUCAUGAACUUGUUAAUCAGUUUUCACCAUCAGACUGCACACACACCCCAUCGGCAGCCCCAUCUGAUUUCUUUUUUCGGAAUCUGUGUGACGACAGUUUUUAUGCCCCAGUCUGACCACCAGCUGCCAGUUUCACCCUGUUCCUGCUUGUUUUUGCACUUUAUAAAGGUCUUCUGUCCAGACGUGAUGCAGCAGAUCCAGCAGAGGUCCAGAUUCCUUGUUGUUCCAGAUGAUAAACCCCAGCUGGAUCUAAGGUUCAGAUGAAAGCGUCACCAAGUCCAGAAGGAACAGAGGUUUUCUGUUCUUUACAUUCAGAUUGUUCGCUGUUGAUGCCUGAACAUUCAUUCAGAAUGAACUAAAGCUGAAAUCUUGUUUCUGUUAUUGUCCAUGUGGAUUUAGAGGUUUGUAGGUUUGAUGCACCAGGCAGCUUUAUGCAGCUUAAAAUAACCUGCAUGGUACUCUUAACCUCUCAUUUAUAACACGCAUAUCUAGUGAAGCGUUGAAGCAGUUCUGAACUUUUUUUUUUCUUUGUUUUGAGGUUCUGUGCAAUUAAAUGUUGAAUGUACUCUCCAUGGUUUUUGUAUGGGUAACUGUUGACUUUGCACUUUGUAUUCUGAGUCUGCAUGUGUGUGUCGGAGAGCUGUAAUCACUGACCCUGCAGCACGAAGAAGACGGCAGUAGCACCAGACCACCUCAUGCAAACGCUACAGCUGAACUCUGAGACAUUAACGUUUCCUGGCCGUCCCUCUUGCUCCUAAAUAAACAGUUACGGUGAACAACG